Messenger RNA from Penicillium cosmopolitanum, 1743 nucleotides. RefSeq lists its product as uncharacterized. The coding region runs from base 1 to 1743 and encodes 580 amino acids. The transcript is spliced from 2 exons. The record is from RefSeq and is a predicted model, not a curated record. NCBI's taxonomy places the organism in Eukaryota, Fungi, Ascomycota, Eurotiomycetes, Eurotiales, Aspergillaceae.
AUGGACUUCGCAAGUCUCACGCGACCGGCAGUCAUCUGUCAUUGUCGCCGUUGCUUCAGCUCUCUGGCCGUUCUUGAAAAUGAAUGGGCCGAAGUUUCCAACUUCUAUGCCACCUCAACCGCCUGGGUGAGCGUCGACGCCGACCGUAUCUCCGUUUCUUCUCAACGAAAGAGAAUCCCCGAUCACAGCGAUGCCAGUCUCAUCAGAGGUCGUAUCACGCAAGAGGCAUCUUGCAGAAUGUGCCCGAGCUCCUCGAAACUCGGUGUUCUCGUCGAAAUGGACAAUGGAAGUCGUAUCCAUGCGUCCAACGGAACCCGUCUUCAAGGAGGGUGCAAUCAACAAACUCCUUCCCCACCACCAAAGGAGACCCUGCGAAGCACCCGCAGUUCUCUCCAAGGUGGUGCUUUAAUCCCCGCCGGUGGUACGGACUUUCGCUCUUUGGACCCUGUCAUGCAGCACCACAUGCAACACCAAGGUCGAAGCAUCGAUCAAAUUUCCAGCUCAGUCAACAAUAUGCACGACACGAUAGCCGACCUCAAACUCUCCUUCAACUCCCUCCGAAUCGAGCUCAAUGUCCCGACGCGGUACGGAGGUGAAGGCAGCGGACCCGGUUUCGAUAUGGUUGCCACGGUCCUAAGGGAGCUGAAAUCAAAGUCGGAUGAGAUUGAAAAAUUGAAGCUGGAGAUCGAGGCGUUGAAAUUGAAGGCUCGUAUCGCAGAGGAUUCGAAACCACAUACUCCGGAAUACAUGGCAGGGCUCGAGGGAGCGCUGCCGCGAAUGCAAAGCCCCGAUCUGCUGCAGGCCGGCCGGAAGCGUGGUUGGGCAGAUACCUUCUCAGCCGGAAAUACACUGGCCGUCGCAGAUACAUUUGAUGAGAAUGAUAUGGAGGACGACCUUUCCAUUACGGGCCCCCUCCCUUCCGAUGGCCCACAUAUCCCUCUGAGAGACCUGGCGCACAACUACGAGCGUCGGCCGUGGAGCGCGGAACUCGGUUCGCGCGAUAUAUCGAUUAAUCGCGAAACAAGACCUCCUCAUCCCGUGCAAAGCCCAGCGAAGAAACAGCGUCUCACCCACGAUCCAGUCGAUUCCAUUCCUUUGAAAAGACGACCUGGUCGACCUAAGAAAUCUGAUGUUUCCAAUGAAAAGGAUAAGGAUUAUCGAGGGCCUGGACGCCCUCGCCGCAGCGUCGUUCCUGCAUCUGAUGGAACAGCGGAUCAAGAAACUGCAGACGAUUCAAAUCCCCAUCAACACUACUCCACGCCAGCUGGUUACACGGUUAUCCAUGACCCUUCCCAAAUUCAAAAUGAGACAAAGGGUGGAAGCCGAUCAAAAGAGGAUGCAACUAUGGAUAACCAAAAUACCCCCAUGGCCUCAACUGAGACGCAAAAUGGCACUACGCCAACGGAAAACGAAAUAGCAGAUACCCCGAAAGCCCCCUUGAAUGCCAUCCCGACAAUUGAUGCACCAAAGGGUACCAACACAAACGAUGAUAUACCAGCGGGCGACCUAACCGCAUCUCAAACCAUGACUGAGAAUGGAAUUGACUUGACUGGUGAUGCAGCUGUGAAUGAUCAGAAGGCCAAGACCAAUAAAAAUGAAGCCGCAAAUGGCGCAAAGCUCGCCCGCGCUGGAAGUGGCAGGAAAAAGCGCAAGGCCAGUCUCGCGGCGCGGGACGCCAUGAUUCGAAACGAGAUGCAGCGGGAGGAGGCAAUGGAGACCGAGCAACCCGACAAUGGUUUCUGA